GCCAGAAGUGGGAUAGUCAAAUGUUUCGGCACUGACGCUCGGGCUUCGGUAUUAUUCGUAAACUCAAGUGCCCCCCAAUCCGCCGAUGAGAACUGCAACUGUUUGUACAGCUGACACACUUCCUAUUUCGAUCAGGUUGAACGGGAUUUCUGGGCUGAGCGGCCACCGCUGCUGUCCAUGCGUGAGCCUUUUCUCCCCCCUCCGUGGAUGGUGCGGAGUAAUAUCAUCUGGAGAGGCCGAGGCCGACAUUUUACCCCGGUCCGGAGGAGCAUUAACUCGGAGGGGACAUCCGAGGACACGCGUUAAGGCUGAGAAAUUGUGAGCUGCGACAUGUGAAAAGAGCUCAACCCCUUGACCCACUGACCACUCAAUCUCAGACCUGAACUCAGUCGUGUUCUUGCAGCAGAACUCACUCACACUCACGUUGGGACUGCGACCUGACACCCUACUGCCUCGGGCAUGCCUCAGCCGGGUAUGAAUGGGAUGGAGCCUGCAUUUGGCGAGGCCUACGGAGGGCAUAGGGGUCUACUGAGCCCCUACCCUCUGGCCAUGUCGCCACAGGGAGGCAGGACAGAGUACGACCAGAGUGUGCUCCUUAUGUUGGGCUCCCCAGCAUUGCCAAGGAAACGGCCCUUUGAGUUGCUAAGCGACCUGGUGGACGACGGAGGCUUUGGCGAAGACCUGCACCCGGAGCGCUGGGAUGUGUCUGCGCUGGAUGAGAUGGCCCGCUACACCAAGCUGGGCCUUGGGGUCGGAGGAGAGCUGCUGCCCUGCUCUGAGGAGGCUGUGCUGAUGGGCUGCUGGGGGAGGAGCCAUGAGGACGAGGAGGACGAGGAGGAUGAGGAGGAGGAGAGGAGGAGGAGGAACAAACAUGCGGUCCCUCCCGUCACCCAGGAAGUCCAGAACACUGCUGCAGGAAAGGAGGAAGACAAGGAGGAAGGGUGUAUCUCUGCUGCCAGGAUAACAGAGUUAUGUGUUUCAGGAAGAGCGACUGGAGGAGGGCAGGAUGAGGGGUUGUCAAGGGAGCGUACGGUGGAGGUGUAUCAGGUGGCCCAGGAGGAAGAGGAAGCGGCGGCAGCUGCAGUAGGACUGGCUCUGGAGCACUGCAGUGAGGAGCACAACUACUCCCUGAGCCAGGGAGGGGAGCUGGGCGCAGGACCUGGUCACAACUCCGAGACAGAGGAGGUGCAGGUGGCAGAGAAUCCGCAAGAAGUGCGGGGCAGGGAUGAAAGCCAGGCCCAGACUGAACUGAAGCUGGAGGAAGAGGACGAGGAGCAGGACGAAGAAGAGGACGAGGAUGAGGAAGAGGAAGAGGAAGAAGGAGAGGAGGGAACAGAGGAGACGGUGGUGGAAGUUGAAAUCUCGAGCUCCUCUGAAACUGAAUGUGAGGUGGAAGCAGAGCCCGCCAGGCAGCCGGGCGAGCGACCGUCGAAGCGUCGCUGUUUCUGGGAGUACAGGCGAGCUCGGGAGUCAGCCACGAAGAAGAAACUGGGCGGUGACGUCCACUGGUCUCUCUCCUGGAGCUCCAGCACUCUGCCCAGCACACUGUACCGCCGAGAGGGGAAAAAAGGGCGACGCAAAGCCCGCAAAACAGACGCCAGCGACCUGACGCCCAACCCCCAGAAGCUCCACAACAUCGGGGAGCAGCUGCAGAAGCUCAAUGCAGCGAUCGAUGGCAUGGGUCCGGUCAACGACCUGCCCGCUGUGGCCCGAGCCCGUUCACGCAAGGAGAAAAACAAGCUGGCCUCAAGGGCCUGUCGGCUGAAGAAGAAGGCCCAGCAUGAAGCCAACAAGAUCAAAUUGUGGGGGCUCAACCAGGAAUAUGAAAACCUGUUGGGAGCUCUGCUGCGGAUUAAGGAGGUGAUCAGACUGCGGGUGGAGAGCAGCGAGGAGGAGGACACAGACGAGCGAGGGAUGACCCAGCGCCUUGAAGACAUCCUCAGAGAGUCCAGUGGUCCCUUAGUUGCUGGGCGGACCAAAGACUUUGUGCAGAGGAUUUUGGCAGCCAGUGCAGGCGGUCAGAACCAGCACAAAGAGCCCCCACAGGGAGGGGAUGAGGCAGCGGGAUAAAACCCACACAACAGCCCCGUUUCUCUCCGUACCCCCUCGUUCCACCCCCUGCCCUCCCAGCACCACCAUCCUGAUGAGACCAAGCUCCUCUGCACCUCCUCCGCUCUCGUGUCGUACCGAUUUAAGCUAAGAGAUGGCAAAGUGGAGAGGCUGGGAAUGAAGAGGAGGUGAGGAAGAAGAGGAAGGAGUAGCCUAAACAGAACAGUAGUUAAUUGCUACCUUGCUCCUGGUCCUCUCCUGUUGGCCCUCCAAACAGCAGCCGUCUUCACUGCUCUGUCUCUGCAGGCUGCACCACAACCACCACCAGGCCAGAGCUGCUGCUGCUGCUGCUGCUGCUGAUGUCUCUGUAUCGUGUGUUCUCUCUGUGUGCGUGUGUAUGUGUGUGCGUGUAACAUACUUUAUGAGCGUGUAUAGUGUUCCUCUCUCCCUCUGUGUGCUGUAUUUGUACCCCAUUGUGCCUAUGAAUAGACAUUGCACUGUUUUGUAGAUGGUCGUAGUUGUCGUCAGGGGACCGGUAGUGAGCUGAGGGCAAGGGGCAUUUGAGGAUAGAGGAAGUUUCUAAAAAUAAGGAAGUGGGAGGAGCCCAGGCACGGAAAACAAAGAGGAGGGUGUGUAUGUGUGUGUGUGUGUGUGUGUGUGUUUUUGUUUGUUUGUUUGUUUGGCUGGGCUCCUAUAGAAGCACUGCAUACCAUUUGAAUUGCACCAGCAUCUGAAAUGUCAGUAAGUGUUGAGACACACAAGCGAUGGAGACCCAAUGCCAGACCAGCUGUUAAUGGAAACAAGAGCGUGUUUGUUGUGGAACAGUCCUUGGAGCUUUAAUAGUCAUCCAUCUCUCUCUGACACCCCCCCGUCACCCCAUCAAAAUGUUAAGCAAAGAUCAAAAGGAAGCGCAAACUGCACCUUAAUUCAAACUGACCAAAGAUAAGUGAUACUGCUGAACCACUCGCGCACCUCUCACUGCUUCAGAUGCUGCCGACCAUUAACACGCCAUUCUGUCCUGCAGAAAGAGGGGGGUGAAGUGACUGAAAUACUUUAAUUCUUGUCUUGUUUACCUGCAUGCGUUCUUUAAAGACGGUUAUCACCCAGCGGAUUUUGAUUCUUAUCGCAUAAGUGCACUACCACCACGGGCCCGAGAGGCCGUGGUGUAGCGGGCAGGACUUGACCGACACCUUUGUCGAUCAGUCAGCCUUUUAGCUCUGCAGCCUGGUGCUCCUUUAGCUUAUCUGCAGUGGAUUUCUUUUCUUUUUUUUAACCCACAAAGGGAAGUGUCCUCAAUGCUCCCCCAAGCCCUCUCCUCAACUGCCUGACCUGAUUAUGUAGCGCAACUUCCUAAAUUGCAAUGACAAAUAGAGAAAGAGAGAGAGAAAAAAAAAAAAAAGAAACACUUGUAGAUCUAGAAAGCAAAUAAUUUGUUUUUGUUGAUAUGAUUUUGUUGUUAUUUGAUGAUGCCACAGCCCACAAAGUGGGUGUCAGUCUUAAAGUUUAAAAAAAAAAAAAAAAAAAAAAAGCCUUUUCCUUCUGUGGUCUCUGCUAAAGCUGGAGGCCAACCUGUCCACGCUCUGUAAAUGUUGUUGGACAUUAAAAAAAAAAAAAAGUUAGACCUUUGAAUUGCACUGUGGUAAGAGCAACAAAGCACCUUUUGAAGAGGGCUUCAAAUCCUCCAAAAGAGAGAGCCAGAAAAAAGACUCUUGGCACCUUUUUUCUAAAGACAGAUAUUGAUUGAGAGACUUGAGGGUGCCCAGCGCUCUGUGACCAACUGGUGGUUUCGGUUUGUUUCAGGAUGGUGCUACUAUAUGAUAAAAGGAAAGCAAUGCAAACCAGCAUGGAGGCAUGAGGCAGUAACUGCUGACUGGGUUUUGGCCUGCGAGGACGUGCUGUUGUAAUAGGCAGUUUGUUUGCAUAAUGACGCCUUUCUCAAGUGCCUGGAGCUUAAAACCACAGGGACCUGUGUUAUUAAAACCUAUUAAAAGGUAAAACUGAACUCGUGACCGCUGCUCCAAGCUUGGCCUCGCUUGACUCUAAGUAGGCUUAUCUGGGGUCACCAAAAAAAAAAAAAAAAAGUGAAGAUAAAUACUUCCUCUCAGAUUAAAUCUAUACAUCUACAUGCUGUUUUCGCGUAUACGUGGAAACCUAUCUGUGAAAACAGUAGCGAGCACUGGUUUCUCUGAACAUCGUAUCUGGGAAAUAUACGUAGAGGGAGCGGCUGUUUCGCUGAGCAGUUCCCUUUUGUUUUUUAACCUUGACAAGUUCCCAUCUGGGCUGCAUUCCAAAGCUGCUGUUCUAUAACACACUGCUCCCCUCCUAUGGAAAAACAAACAUUUCCUGUCUCAUGCAGGAAUGGAGCAGUUAAACUCUUCACCUCUCGGAGGUCUUGCUUGUUGUCGUUUUUAAAAGAGUAUGGGGCCGUUUGGUUCUGCUCCUGUUUUUAGUUUUCUGUAUCUGCUUAGUUCUGGGAAAUGUUGCUCGUGGUUGUAUAAAGCUGUACUGUAAACAGAGGAUUCCUGUCGCUCAGCUGGAAUGGCUUCCUUGUGGAGCUCUGCUGCUGGUGAACGGAGCUUUUAAGCUCUGAUGCCAAAGACAGAUAGUCUGUGGUUUUGUGAGAGAGAAAAAAAAAAAGUAGAAAUUAAUAAAGAUGCCUGAUGGAGGAGCAGGAGGCUGUGAUGUCAAUAAGGCGUCUUUAGUAUUACCACAGAAACCUGGUCGGGCUUUCAUGUGAUCAUCCGUGAGAAUACACAUGAUCUUGGACAAGGUCACCGAGUGCAGCUAAAGGUGUGCACUACACCCAUAACCUUCCUCCUCUCACUUUCUCCUGGAGGGGCGGGGUGCUGGGAAUCUGCCGAUGCUGCCAGCAGAGUCACGGGAUCUUGUGCUGGCAGCAGCUCGUGCAGCAACAACAGACAACAAGAGGGAAGAGCGGAGAACAACUGCACAUAUCGCUGAGGUUUUUAAAAUGCUGUACGACCCAUCUGUCAUGUCAGAGGAGCAGGAUGAGGUCUUUGCGUUUGGAAAAAAAAGUGCACAAGUUUGUGGUGAUAUUUUCCUUCCUUCAGAACAGUGUUACAUAACACGGCAUACCAUCUGCUGCGUACAUUCAUCUAUAUGCCAAAAACUGAGAACGGUUGUAACACGGUGAAUUCCUGCCUCCGAUCCAAACAACAAACAAGACAGCAGGUUUUACGCAAUUAGUGAGCUUGCAUAAGGGCCUUAAACUGAUGCUGUAGCAUUUGUCCUCUUUUGUAUUGUGGAAUAUCCCUUUAACUGUAAAGCUUUAAUGGGGAGUGGCCGGUCCUGGCAAGGCCACUCGUUUCUAUUUCUCACAUUCCUGAAUCAGUUCCUCUGAAGAGUUUCUGUUUGUGUGCACCUGGAAGGAGGGGCGAGAUAUUGUAAGGAAAAAAACAGCUGAGCUAACCCAGAAAUGCCAGCUGUGUGGUCACUUUUCACCUCUUCACGGUCAUAACAGGGUCAGCUGACUCUAACCCAGCUUGGGUUUAGAAAACACAAAACAAAGAGUCUCGGCUGACAGUUUUGUCCAGAUUUGUCCUGAUGUGGACAUAAACUCUGCAGAAAAACCCGACGAUUCUUCUCCGACUUACUUCCUCGUCGGGUGUCACCAUCUGCCAGAGACAGAGAGAAGUAAACGGUUGUGAAACCUGCCUGUCGCUCAUGUGCAUGUAGGCUUUUUUUUUUUUUUUUUUUUAGAACAUUUUGGAGAAAAAGGGAAGGUCCCUGGAUCCGCCUCAGCCGUUUAGGGAAUAGUGACAAUUUGAAACUUAAGAGCUCCUUCAUGUGUGGGAUACACAGAGGGCACGAGUCUCAGGCUGUUACUGAUUUGUUGCCAGUGUGGAAAGGUCCAGUGGAUGAAUGACAGAAAGGUUUUAAUCUUUUUAUUAAUUUUUCUUAGAAUGAAAUUCACUUUUGAAUGUAAUUCAAAGCGUGUAUCAUUUACUGUUGUUAUUCAUUUUAUAUUUAGCGACGCAUUAAAUGCUGUUAAGGAUACACAGAUACAAAAAGAUGGGGGAAAAAAAAGGGGUGUGCGAUAUGAUGAUGAUAAGGGCAGGUACUCGGCAGGCUUAUAAAGCAGUAAAAACACUGUAUUUCAUGUUGUAAACAGGCUGAUGAAGGAUGUACUGUGUGGAGAUGCUCUGCUUUGAAAGGGCUUCCAGGGGAAAUUUGAACUGCAACCAAAACACGACAAAAUGAAUUAACAACAAUUCUGAUCAAAAGUAAGUGAUGUUAACAACCAGAGGUACCUAACCGUCCCUUUUCCUGGCCUCUGUGAUCAGGGAUUUUGUGUCUUUCUUUCAUCUUAUUUCAUUGUAAAUUAAAAGUCUGUAGCUUUCAAAUCGUCCGGAAACAGUUUUUAUUAUUUUUUAACUAUUUAAAGACAUUUUCUGGACUAAAUAAUCAUUGAUCAAGUGAUUUUUUUUUUUUAAGAUCUGAUAUUUCAUAGCUGCCUGAGAAAGCGGCGUUUAAAGCUCUGUGUGUGCCCAUGUUUGUAAAGUGUAAGUUAAAUACAUGAAGAAGCAGUGUCGAGAGGCAGAAAUGGUCCCCGGGUUUAUGUGGCUGCAGUGGCGUUUAGGCCUCGUGGACCUGCUGGGUUGAAUAGACUCAUCAGUAAGACUACACUGGUGGGACGCUGCUGACCUCCGAGUGCCCGUCCCCUCUCUGCUCCACUGCUCACAUUGUUGGAGACACUUGGGCUUCUUGAGUUUCAAAGGCGGACGGGCCUCUGGGCAGAGGAGGCCGGGGGAAAACGGCACUUAGUCAGGGACCCCUGAGUAGUUUAUUUGAAACCUUUUAAUCCCCACCACCACCUCCGCCCGCUGUCACACUGAUAUCUGCAGAGGAGGGCGUCAGUCGAGCCUCUGCCGUCUGCUGUAGUGGUCUGCAUCUCGACGCCCCCAUCUCAAUUGUCGCUGAUCUGGGAAGGAAGCCAGAUGGGGAGAAGGCGUCAGUUUCGACCUGCGGGUCCACAUUGCGUUUGCUUCUCAGUCAAACUAAGAUGGAAGAAGCCAGAUGAGGCUGGAGGCAGUCGGUGUGCCUCGUGUGUUGUCAAUAAAUUUAAAACAGAGAUCCGAGCAUCUGUUUUUAGAACCUCUGGCAUGACUCUGAACCGGCUUCUUUCUGUGACUAACAAGGUCCUACUUGUGCACACCAUGUUCUGCCAAAACGGGAUCGCUGCCUUCCAAGCAAGUAGCAUCAAGUGAGAACAACAAAACUAAUGAUUAAAAAAAAAGAAUUCAGGCAGCCACCCCUUCAAGGCUUAAAUGAACUGAGAGGUAUUUUUGGGAAUGCUAUUGGUUAAUUGUAAAUCUUGCCCUCUGGGUGGGUUACAUGUGAGGUUUUGGUCUUGUGUGGAAACAGCAGUCGUUAUGUCAUUCUUAACUAAUUUGCCUAAUCUUUUUACACAAUCUAAAAGAUCCUAAUCUUUUAGCAUUUUGGCAGCGGCCCGAAAUCCACACAGGUGGAAAGCCAUAUUAUUUGUCUGAUAAUUCCAUUAAAAAUCCUCCGAAAGGCACCAACACCACCUAUAUGGUCGGGACGUCGACUUAGGAGGCACCCGGUUACCUGCAGCUGCCCGUCAGUCAAACUGGCCGUGGCCCCCCUAACCUUAAGCUAAAUCCAAAUGGGUGAAUGAUGUUACUGUAAAUGUUGAAAUUAGCUGUAGAGACCAAAACUGUUUUUUGUAUCAGGCUUAAUUUCAUAGCUGAAGUGAGUCAUUUAACAGGGGGGUCCAUGAGACUGACUCGCCUUUGCAGCAAGCCUCAAGUGGCAGUUAGAGGAACUGCAACCUUUGCCACAUCUGUGGUGCCUCAUUUUUUCAGCCCCAGAGGUUGGGAUUUAGUGGACACGGUCCGAAGGAAUCUUUCAGUUCUCUUUAAAAAAAAAUAAAAGCUCUUACUUUGUACCAUCGGGGGAAACGUGGCUGAUGUCUCGCAGUGACCAAAAAAACCUGAAAGUCUAAAUGCAGACGUAUUUAUUUUCACUGAACCUUUCACACUGUUAGUGGUUUUUGAAAACCUGCCUGGUUGUAGCAUCCGAUACGUGAACCAACGGUAGCCGCAGAGCUGAUGUAAUGAUGAUACCUGACGGCAGCUGAGACACACCUCGUGGCGUAGUAAACCAAAACCGAGUUCAGUCGUUUCUGUCCAGAUCGAUGAUGAGUCAAAGCCAAAGGCCGGGUUGUGGAUGUGAGCAGUUAGAAAAACACGUCUCAUUAGAAAUGAAAAUGAUACUCCGGUAUUCAAGAGAGAAAUCCUGUGGAGAGAAUAAAGAGUGAAUAAUCACAUCCUGCUGGUCCUUUAAUCUGUCUGAAAAACACACUGAAUGAUGGAGGAAGGAAAACUAAGAGACCUAGCAAACAUUCCACAAUAACAUGUCAUAUACUGUACAGCAACCCUGUCUCCUUCUCUUCCCUUUCUCUCCCCCUCCUGCACCCCUCUGUCUGUCUCUCAGUAAUCCAGUAAUCACAUACUACAGUAAUACUUUGGACCUGUUAACACAUUAACACAUCUUUAUGUAAGUCAGUAAGUAAUCCUAAAGAAAAUAAUACAAAAAAAAAGACAAUAAAAAUACAAGAAGUGCCGUACAAAUAGAAGCCUAAUAUUUUUUGUUUUGUUUUGUGUGAGUGUACUGUACACCUGUAUAAUGUAUAUUUUAAUAUUUAUAUGCAGCUGUUGUAUUAAAGUAUAUUUUUAAAAUAA
Messenger RNA from Archocentrus centrarchus (flier cichlid), 8774 nucleotides. RefSeq names its product CREB3 regulatory factor-like. Gene Ontology annotation, cellular component: nucleus. The transcript is spliced from 11 exons. The coding region runs from base 460 to 2070 and encodes 536 amino acids. Gene Ontology annotation, biological process: response to unfolded protein; regulation of transcription by RNA polymerase II. Lineage: Eukaryota; Metazoa; Chordata; Actinopteri; Cichliformes; Cichlidae. The record is from RefSeq and is a predicted model, not a curated record. Gene Ontology annotation, molecular function: RNA polymerase II transcription regulatory region sequence-specific DNA binding; DNA-binding transcription factor activity, RNA polymerase II-specific.